Camelina sativa (false flax) is the source of this 949-nucleotide messenger RNA. Its product is annotated as RING-H2 finger protein ATL33. The record is from RefSeq and is a predicted model, not a curated record. NCBI's taxonomy places the organism in Eukaryota, Viridiplantae, Streptophyta, Magnoliopsida, Brassicales, Brassicaceae. Gene Ontology annotation, biological process: protein ubiquitination.
ACGAAAGUGAUUGUUGUAUACGAGAUUAGCAAAUUAAUACAACCGCUAUUUAAUUUUGUUGUUACAAAUAAAAUUAUUUAAUUUUGACCUUUCGCCAAAGAAAAAAAAGAAAAAACCAAACUUAGCUAGUAAUAAGAAAGCACUAUCCAUUAUUAUUAUUAUCACUCGUCCCCCACCACAUUUCAUAUUCACAUAAUUAUGUUCAAUAAUUCAACAACAACCUUCGGCUCGGACUCCGGCAACGGCGCCGUCGUCCCAAAUCCCGACGUUACUGUUCCCAACACCGUCUUUCCCGGCACCACCAUCACUACCAACUCAACCUUCAUCAUCUUCGGACCUCCACCACCGUUCCCAGCUCCUCCACGAAGCAUCGACCUCUCUCCUCUCAAACUAAUCUUUGCCGUCAUCGCAAUCGUCGCCGUUCCCGCUUUAGUUUACGCUCUCUUCUUCACCGUCCCCUGCUCUUCUUCCUCCCGACGCAACUCCUCUUCCUCACGCCGCAGCAGCACAUCCUCUUCCUCCGACGACGUCACCAUCGAUAUCACCUCGCCGACCACCACCGUAGUAGCUCCUCCUGAAUCCGGCGAGAAAGUCAAAAAGGAGAAACAUUCGAAGGAGAUCGGAAACGAGUGCACGGUUUGUCUCUACGUAAUCACCGACGGUGAAAAAAUACGGCGGCUUACGUGUGACCACGCUUUCCACGUGGAUUGUAUUGAAGAGUGGCUUCAAGAUCAUCCUAAUUGUCCCAUUUGCCGAGCUGAAGUCCCCGUUAAACAACACACCACCACCGAAACCGCAGCUGCCGCCAACGUUACUACUGUUAACGCGAAUCGCAGCGGUGGAAACCGUCGCGUUUCGGCCACUAAUAGAGAUGACGAUUGGCGUCAAGGCUUACCUGAUGCUUCUAGUUUAGUUUGAAUUUUUAUAUAAAAAAAAUAUUAUUUAUUUC